AUGAGCAGCAAUAUGAGAAUCGAUAUCCCCUUUAGACUUGCCACCAACGCAGAUUUGGUUCGGGCAAAGGCAAAUCAUUCACAAUGGGUUGAAACUUCAGGGCUACUCGGCGAUUCAGCAACCCAGAAAGCGUACGAGGCUGCAGACUUUCCUCUUUUGGUGGCCUACACGUGCCCAUCAGUUUACGGACCUCACCUGGAUCUGAUAAUGAAUCUAAUUGGCUGGUCCUUUUUACUGGACGACUCACUCGACAGACCAGGCAUUCGACAAGCCUCUCCGACGGCCACUGAACAUACCUUGAACACUUAUCGCAAGAUACUAGAUGGGAACCGUGCCGAGCCAUCCGCGGAUCCUCUGGUGACAGCUUGGAAGAGUCUUCUGCCGUGUGUCCAUCAACGUUCGUCCGAGGCCCUGAAGGCCCGGCACCGCAGGCAUUGGGAAGACUUGUUCGACGCCUUCCACCGUGAAGCGAAGAACAAUGCCGGCGGUAUAGUCCCCACCUUCCCGGAGUAUCUGGAGCUGCGGCGAGCCGCAGCAGGGGUGGAGAUUUGCCUGGACUGGGCGGAGGCAGUUGGCGGCUUUGAGGUUCCCAACAGCGUGCACAGCAGCCCGGACUUCCUUCGUCUCCGAGAAUAUACCGACGAUGUGGUUACGAUGACGAAUGACAUUUUCUCGGUCCAGAAGGAAGCGCAGGCCGGCAACACCGACAAUGCGGUGCUGGUACUUUCCCUGCAAGAGCAAUGUUCCUGGGAACGGGCCACAGAGCUCACCCAGAUGCUGAUCGAACAGGAUGUGGCUCAAUACCAGACCACAGAGGCUCGGUUCCUGGGAAGUGAGUGCUUUGCCCAACUCGCUCUGCACGAGCAGUCGAAUGUGCACCGGUUCCUGGAUGCAAUGAAGCAUUGGAUGCGCGGCAGUCUCGAAUGGCAUCGGAGCAAUCCUCGGUACAAUUGA
This is a messenger RNA of Aspergillus aculeatinus CBS 121060, 954 nucleotides long. Its product is annotated as pentalenene synthase. Bases 1 to 954 code for a protein of 317 amino acids. NCBI's taxonomy places the organism in Eukaryota, Fungi, Ascomycota, Eurotiomycetes, Eurotiales, Aspergillaceae. The record is from RefSeq and is a predicted model, not a curated record. The transcript has a single exon.